CGUGAACGCCACAUGACACUGGCAGCUAGCCUAGCCGGCUAACUUUGCUAAUCUGAAUUAUCGUCUCGGUUAAGCACACGUAAAGCUAGCAAGGAUUACCAAAUUUAGUUUUCCCACAUCUAGCAAUUUCUAUCUGACACUCAGCAAAAAAGUUAUUUGAAGAAUGGCGUCGCUUGGAGAACCUGUGCGAUUGGAAAGAGAUAUUAACCGUGCUGUUGAACUGCUUGAUAAGCUCCAGAGGACGGGGGAAGUGCCACCCCAGAAGCUACAGGCGCUGCAAAGAGUCUUACAGAGUGAAUUCUGUAAUGCUGUCAGAGAGGUUUAUGAACAUGUGUAUGAAACUGUGGACAUCAACAGCAGUCCUGAGGUCAGGGCCAACGCCACAGCUAAGGCAACUGUGGCAGCUUUUGCAGCCAGUGAGGGACAUUCACAUCCUCGUGUCGUGGAACUGCCUAAGACGGAAGAAGGCCUGGGUUUCAAUAUAAUGGGUGGAAAGGAGCAGAACUCACCCAUUUAUAUCUCACGGAUCAUCCCAGGAGGCAUCGCUGACCGACAUGGAGGCCUGAAGAGAGGCGACCAGCUCCUCUCUGUCAAUGGGGUGAGUGUGGAAGGUGAGCACCACGAGAAAGCAGUGGAACUCCUCAAAGCCGCUCAGGGCACGGUGAAGCUGGUUGUAAGGUACACCCCAAAAGUCCUAGAGGAAAUGGAGUCACGCUUUGAGAAAAUGAGGUCGGCAAAGCGCCGGCAACAGAACAACUAUCCCCAGUAGGAUUUUUCUGUGAUGAUACCCAGCUCCCAUGUCUCUCCUCUUCCUAGCCUUUUGGCUGUUUGUUCUGGUCCCUUUCUUAUCUCCCUUCCUGAACAAAACCAUAACAAACAUGCCCAUUGUUCCUUCUCCCACAUGCUGUUCAUUGUGCUUCUACCCCUCUCUGUAGCAUUAAAAGUUUAUGUUAGACUUGACACUACAACUCUAGACCAACACUAAAAUGAUCAUGAUUGUCAACGUAGGUGGUCGCUCACAUGUGUGCAUUAUUUUUCAAGUGACAGUUUGAAUGCAACUUUGAAUGCUUUUGAGACCAACUACACAAUUCCUUCGACUGGAAAGGCAGUGAUUUAAAUUGUUUCAGCACAGCCACUACUAAGUGCCUCAGGGCAGACCCGUUUAUCUCAUGUACUGUUUUCACCUCUCAUUUAUUUCUUUUUAAUGGUUCAAAGUCGAUUGCUGGUAAUUAAAUGUUUUUUAUGGCAAGAUAAACUUCAUACUUUUGUUAUUUUCAAAUAUUAUUUGAUUAGAUAUUUAUACACAUAAACUACUCUUAAAACCCUUUAAUUAUGCAUAUUGAUUUGAUUACCACUCUACAGGCAGCUCUUAAUGAGGAACUUUGAGGAGUGGAUGACAGUUUGGAUCAGUCAGAAAAGAUAGUUAUAUGUUUGAUAAUGCAGGAAAGAAGUGGCAGGAAACGGAGAAACAACCGUGCUAGAUUAUCUUCAAGAUUCUCUCUGGGCUUCCUCUUUUAGUUCUCUAAAGUCAAACCACACGAUAAAAAGCUCAGCGGGUACUGUAAGUGACGUAAUGGGGUCUCAGCAACUUUUGAGCUGAACGCCUGCCAUCACAGAGACUUGCAGUUUUACUUUUAUCAAAGUAAUUAACACUCACAAGCAUAAAUCAUGCUGUCAACAUAACACGGGACGUUUUCAGCUUUUGAUGAAUUUAUCUUGACAUACAUCAGGAACGUAUACUUCCUCUUUAUUUUGCCAGCUGCAGUACUGACUAGAAGUCAGUCGACUAGAAAUGUGUCUUUGAUCUGAAGUUGAAACGGCUUGUUAACACUGUUUGUGUCAUCCUGUGGAAGUGGAAAAAUGAGGAGAAAUCAGACAUUUGUGUAUCAAGCAAUCUGAAAGCAGUCAUCUUAAUAUGAGCUUUCAUUGUUUUCACAUGAUUGAGAUCACAGACACUGUACAUGGUUACCUCAUAAACAUCAAGUUUUUAAAGAGUUUAGAAGAUUAUGGUGUCAAUCUGCUGCAUCGGCACAUUAGUCAUUUGAUCUCUAUAAAUCGUUCAGAACAAGCAGAAUAACAGGUUUAGAGAAUGUCCUUAGAUGAUGCUUAUACUCAUGACAAACAAUAUUACAAUAGAUACAUUUAAAAAAAAAAAUGUACUACAGCAAUAGGUUUAAUUGUUUUCUGUACAGUCAGCACAUAUUUAUUUCCAUACUGAGACAUUUUUGUAUUUUUCUUCAUUAUCACUAAAAUUCUUUCUCUGAAACCAUCAGUUUAGUGGCACCAAUCUACUCUAUAUUUAAAUACAAACUGCACAUCGUGUAAAAGGAAUAACAAUGGUGAACAUCUUAUUACUGAAUACUGCCAAUCAGUCAAGUCGUUCUGAUUCUUUCUUUAGCAGGCUCGUGCAGGUAAUGUGUCGAUAACUCACAAGAGCCUGUUUUUGUAGACUUCCUCUCACUUUUUGAAAUGCAACACAAAGUGUUGAAAUCCUCGAAUGUUGUGGAUGUAAAUGCUUUUAAAACAACAACACACGCCUGCAUGCAACAUAUCAAUCAAACAAGAUAACCAGUGAAAAUAUUUUAUUAUUCAAUACUAAACAAAAAGGGAGUACUGUAUGAAAAGAUGUCUCGCUCUUAUCUUUCAAGGGGAGACAACAGAAUAAUCACUUCACUAAUAUAUUUAGAACUUUCUUACCACAUCUAGAUGCAGCGUCAUGUUAUAUAUCAUAAUGUAAACUAGGCUCUACCUGACUAAGCCAUAUUAUUGAGAUAGAGGGGCAGUAAUGAUUGAGGUAGCUGUGUUGAAUCUGUGUGAUAUACACAUUAGACAGAAGCUGGAUCAAGUCGCAGAAACACUUUGCAGUGAAUGAUAAGUCUCUCUUUUUGAUCUGGCACUCUGAGAUCUCUUACAUUUGUCUGUUACAAUCUCUGCAUGCGUCCAUUAUUACCAGUCAGCUGUUUCCUUAGUCAUCAGGGUAACUAUCAAGCUGAACUGAAAUUGCUUUGAAUGGAUGACACUUUUACUUAAAUUAUUAAAAGUAAUGUGAGGAAAAAAGAUCAAACACAAUGAGUACAUAAGCCCCUUAUCUUGUAUCUUAACACUUCUUAAGAAGGCUUGAUUUAGGGACAAAGUAUAAAACAUACAAAAUACACCAAAACCUAAUGCAAAUUGAUUAUCUAUGCAAGCAAUUUCAAAACUUUGAAUGAGUCUUAGAAUGGUACAAAACAGCAGUCAAUUUUCUGCAGAAUGUUACUGAACACGGCCACUUUAAAGGCCGUGUGGACGCGGCUAAUGUAACGUGACUUACUCAACCGCUCGACUGAAACACAUGGGAGUUGCUUUUACAAUGUUUUAUUAUUGGGACAUUCUUUGAACUGAUCACAGUCAGGUAUUUGCAGUGAAAUGUCUUGAUCUAAGCUUUUCUAUUGGAUAGAUGAUUGUCAGGAUGCAUGUAGAAGAGAUGGUUUCUGUGACAGUGUGGUUAGCAAUAGACCAUUACAUAGGCGCUUUUUGUUUUGGGAACAAGCAUUUAGCACAAGAGUAGGGAUGUACAUAAAAGCUGAAAUGUCUUAAAAUAAUAUAUAGUUUGUCACUUGAUUGUUUGAUCCGGCGUUAGCUAGCUAGAUUCACUGCUUAUGAACACGCAUCAUGAAUCAGGAAAAUGUAAUGAGACUUGGUAUUGAUAAUGCACAGUCACGCUCUCCACUGAAUGUCACCGACCAUUGUCUGACUUAGUUUGGAAACUCUGUGAAGUACCCUUCAACUUUCUACUCGUUUUCCUUGUCUAUAUAUUGGGAUGGUCAAUAGAGUAUUUUUUAUAAUACUUUUCUUUUGAUAUUUUUCUCAAUUUUUAUAAGUGAUUUUCCUAAAACAAAUACCAGGAAUGAUUGGUACUUCCAUUUUGACUGUGUACCAAGGCCAUAUCAGAAAAGCCUCUCUGAAGAGCAGCGCAGGUGCAGAAGGAGAUCUCUAUAGAGAGGGGGGGAGAGAGAGAGAGAGAGAGAGAGAGAGAGAGAGAGACCCUCCUGGAUCAGAACUUCUCUUCUGAGGGCUCAACUGAUUCUUUCUUUUCCAAACUAAGACCAAACUUGCAACAUUUGUGAAAUCUUUGAUAAUGUUUUGAAAAUGUUUUAGCCAGUGCUUGUUUAGAACUAUUACCUUUAGAGCGUGUUGUGUUAUUUUGUGUUCUCUGGUUUCUUACCUAAUUAACUAUGUUACAUUGAUGUGGAAUGUAAACUGUUGUGAUGUAGAACAUAUGGAUACUUAGCUUGGAGGCUUAAUAAACAGUGCUUACAUUAACAA
Labrus mixtus (cuckoo wrasse) is the source of this 4305-nucleotide messenger RNA. RefSeq names its product lin-7 homolog C (C. elegans) (gene lin7c). Lineage: Eukaryota; Metazoa; Chordata; Actinopteri; Labriformes; Labridae. The transcript is spliced from 5 exons. Gene Ontology annotation, cellular component: basolateral plasma membrane; MPP7-DLG1-LIN7 complex; synapse. Gene Ontology annotation, molecular function: L27 domain binding. Bases 164 to 769 code for a protein of 201 amino acids. The record is from RefSeq and is a predicted model, not a curated record. Gene Ontology annotation, biological process: maintenance of epithelial cell apical/basal polarity; protein localization to basolateral plasma membrane; neurotransmitter secretion.